Molecule: messenger RNA, 5396 nt
Organism: Anguilla rostrata (American eel)
Lineage: Eukaryota; Metazoa; Chordata; Actinopteri; Anguilliformes; Anguillidae
Exons: 23
Coding region: 147-5030 (1627 amino acids)
Biological process (GO): protein ubiquitination
Cellular component (GO): cytoplasm
Molecular function (GO): ubiquitin protein ligase activity; zinc ion binding; protein binding
Source: RefSeq, a predicted model, not a curated record
AUGAAGAAGGAAUAGGCCUACGCCUGGCUGUGAAAAAUAUAUUAAAUGAAUUUUUUUAAAAUAUACAUUAUUUAAAAUCUGGCCUUAACAUCCAAUCUGUUAUUAUCCUAAAGUAAACUCAGUUUUUAUUUUCAGUUUUGAGCCACAUGGUCUGUGUUCUAAGUACAGCAAAAGUGAAAGUGAAAACAUCCGUGAGAGUCUGUAAAAUGGAGGCUAAAGCUUUGAUUCCUGAGGACGAUCUCUGUUGCUCUGUAUGUUGCGAUAUUUUUAAAGAACCUGUUGUCCUGAAAUGUUGCCACAGUUUCUGUAGAGAGUGUGUGCACCAGUACUGGAAAGAGAAGAGCCCUCGGGAGUGUCCCAUCUGCAGGACCAAGGCCUCUAUGGAGGAUCCUCCUGUAAACCUGGCUUUAAGAAGCAUUGUGGAGUCCUACUUACAGCAGAAGACUGAGAGUGAAGCAGAUAAAAGUGAAGCUGGUGAGAAGAGUGAAGCUUGCUGCAGUCUUCAUGGAGAGAAACUACUGUUGUUCUGUGAGGAGGAUCAGGAGCCUCUCUGUCUUGUGUGUCAGACUUCUAAAAAACACAGAAACCACCAGGUUUGUCCAGUGGAAGAGGCAGUACUGGAUCUGAAGGAGGAACUCAAUGCUGCACUGACUCUUAUUAAAGAAAAACAGGAGAAGUUCACUGAAAUUAAAGAAGAAUGUGAGAAAACAGCAGAGCAUAUCAGGAGUCAGGCCCAGCACACAGAGAGGCAGAUAAAGGCAGAGUUUGAGAAGCUCCACCAUUUCCUGCAAGAGGAAGAGGAGGCCAGACUGGCUACACUGAGGGAUGAAAAAGAGAAGAAGAGUCAGAUCAUGAGGCAGAAGUUAGAACACAUCGCAAGACAUGUCUCCAACCUUACUGACAAAAUUACAAUCAUAGAGAAGGCGAUGAAUGAUCAAGAAAUCUCCUUCUUGAAGACCUACAAGAGCAUCAAAGAAAAAGCCCAGUGCACACUGCAGGGUCCAGAGCUGCUCUCGGGGGCACUGAUAGAUGUGGCCACACACCUGGGCAACCUGAAGUUCAGAGUCUGGGAGAAGAUGCUGGAGAUGGUGCAGUACUCUCCUGUGGUGCUGGACCCCAACACGGCAGCCCCCUGGCUCUCUCUCUCUGAUGAUCUGACCACUGUGAGAGACACUGACACACAGCAUGAGAUUCCUAAAAAUCCAGAGAGGUUUAUCCCCCGUGUGAAUGUGCUGGGAUCUGAGGGCUUUACCUCAGGGACACACAGCUGGGAGGUGAAGGUUGGGAAUAAACCUGAGUGGGAUAUAGGAGUGGUGAAAGAGUCCAUCAGUAGGAAGGGAAGGAUAAUAUGCAGCCCAAAGAGAGGAUUCUGGAUCUUAAUGCUGAGAAAAGGUGAUAGCUACAGAGCAGCUGGAGUUACUGACCUCAGACUGAAGAGAAAACCCCAGAGGAUCAGAGUGCAGCUGGACUAUGACAGGGGGGAGGUGUCCUUCUUCAACUCCAGUGACAUGUCACCCAUUUACACUUUUAGCGACACAUUCAGAGAGAGAGUGUUCCCAUUUUUUUCUCCCUGUGACAGCAACAAUGGCAAUAACUCUACAGUCCUGCAGAUCUGCCCAUUUAAAGUAACCGCAACAGUGAUAACUUCAAAAAAACACAGAAACCACCCGGUCUGUCCAGUGGAAGAGGCUGCACUGGAGCUGAAGGAGAAACUCAAGCCUGCUCUUAAUCUUAUUAAAGAAAAACUGAAGAGGUUUACUGAGGUUAAACAAGAAUGUGAGAAAACAGCAGAACACAUCACGAGUCAGGUCCAGCACACAGAGAGGCAGAUAAAGGCAGAGUUUAAGAAGCUCCACCAGUUCCUGCGAAAGGAAGAGGAGGCCAGACUGGCUGCAUUGAAAGAGGAAGAGGAGCAGAAGAGCCGGAUCAUGAAGGAGAAGUCAGAAAACAUCAGAAGACACAUCUCCAUCCUUACAGACAAAAUAACAGCUAUAGAGAAGGCCAUAGGCACUGAAGACGUCACCUUUUUAAAGAGCUACAAGAACAUCAAGGAAAGGCACUCAGAACUGGAGUUGGUCCCUGGGCGCUGCACUGUGGCUGCCCACUGCUACUACAUCUGUAAAAUGGAGGCUAAAGCUUUGAUUCCUGAGGACGAGCUCUGUUGCUCUAUAUGUUGCGAUAUUUUUAAAGAACCUGUUGUACUGAAAUGCAGCCACAGCUUUUGCAGAGAGUGUGUGCACCAGUACUGGAAAGAGAAGAGCCCUCGGGAGUGUCCCAUCUGCAGGACCAAGGCCUCUAUGAAGGAUCCUCCAGUAAACUUGGCAUUAAGAAGCAUUGUGGAGUCCUACUUAAAGCAGAAGACUGAGAGUGAAGCAGAUAAAAGUGAAGCUGUGGAGAAGACUGGAGUUUGCUGCAGUCUUCAUGGAGAGAAAAUACUGUUGUUCUGUGAGGAGGAUCAGGAGCCUCUCUGUCUCGUGUGUCGCACUUCCAAAAAACACGGAAACCACCAGGUUCGUCCAGUGGAAGAGGCAGUACUGGAUCUGAAGGAGGAACUCAAGCCUGCUCUUAAUCUUAUUGAAGAAAAACUGAAGAUAUUUUCUAAGGUUGAACAAGAAUGUAAAAAAACAGCAGAACAUAUCAGGAAUCAGGCCCAGCACACAGAGAGGCAGAUAAAGGCAGAGUUUGAGAAGCUCCACCAGUUCUUGCGAGAGGAAGAGGAGGCCAGACUGGCUGCAUUGAAAGAGGAAGAGAAGAAGAAGAGUCGGAUAAUGAAUGAGGAGAUAGAAAACAUCACAGGACACAUCUCCACUCUUACUGAGAAAAUCACAGCUAUAGAGCAGGCCAUGGGCACUGAAGAUACCUCAUUUUUAAAGAACUACAAGGACAUAAAGAUGAGAGCCCAGUGCACACUGCAGGAUCCAGAGCUGCUCUCAGGGGCACUGAUAGAUGUGGCCAAACACCUGGGCAACCUGAAGUUCAGAGUCUGGGAGAAGAUGCUGGGGGUGGUGCAGUACACUCCUGUGAUGCUGGACCCCAACACUGCACAUGUCUCUCUCUCUCUCUCUGAUGAUCUGACCACUGUGAGAGAUACAGAUACAGGCCACGAAUAUCCUGACAAUCCAGAGAGGUUUAACUCCUCUGUGAAUGUGCUGGGAUCUGAGGGGUUUAUCUCAGGGAAACACAGCUGGGAGGUGAAGGUUGGGAAUAAAUCUGAUUGGACUAUAGGAGUGGUGAAAGAGUCCAUCAGUAGGAAGGGUGAUAUAACAUGCAGCCCAGGGAGGGGAUUUUGGGUCUUAAUGCUGAGGAAUGGUGAUGAGUACAGAGCUGCUGGAGUUGCUGACCUCACACUGAAGAGGAAACCCCAGAGCAUCAGAGUGCAGCUGGACUAUGACAGGGGGGAGGUGUCCUUCUUCGACCCCAGUGACAUGUCACUCAUUUACACUUUUAAAGACACAUUUACUGAGAAAAUGUUCCCGUACUUCUCUCCCUGUUUGAACGAUGAUGGGAGAAACAAUGAGCCCCUGCAAAUAUGCCCAGUGAAAGUUUCCAUAACAGUGUCCUCCCAGACAGAGAGACUCUGUAAAAUGGAGGCUAAAGCUUUGAUUCCUGAGGACGAGCUCUGUUGUUCUGUAUGUUGUGAUAUUUUUAAAGAGCCUGUUGUCUUGAAAUGCUGCCACAGCUUUUGUAGAAAGUGUGUGAAGCAGUACUGGGAAGAGAAGAGCUCUCGAGAGUGUCCCAUCUGCAGGACCAAGGCCUCUAUGGAGGAUCCUCCUGUAAACCUGGCAUUAAGAAGCAUUGUGGAGUCCUACUUAAAGCAGAAGACUGAGAGUGAAGCAGAGAAACAUGAAGCUGCUGUGAAGAGUGAAGCUUGCUGCAGUCUUCAUGGACAGAAACUACUGUUGUUCUGUGAGGAGGAUCAGGAGCCUCUCUGUCUCGUGUGUCAGACUUCUAAAAAACACAGAAACCACCAGGUUUGUCCAGUGGAAGAGGCAGUACUGGAUCUGAAGGGGGAACUCAAGCCUGCGCUUAAUCUUAUUAAAGAAAAACUGAAGAGAUUUUCUAAGGUUGAACAAGAAUGUAAGAAAACAGCAGAACAUGUCAGGAGUCAGGUCCAGCACACAGAGAGGCAGAUAAAGGCAGAGUUUGAGAAGCUCCACCAGUUCCUGCGAGAGGAAGAGGAGGCCAGACUGGCUGCACUGAAAGAGGAAGAGAUGUUGAAGAGUCUGAUCAUUCGGGAGAAGUUAGACCACAUAAAAAGACACAUCUGCACCCUUUCAGACAAAUUCACAGCUAUAGAGAAGGCCAUGGACACUGAAGACACCUCCUUUUUAAAGAACUACAAGGACAUAAAGAUGAGAGCCCAGUGCACACUACAGGAUCCAGAGCUGUUCUCAGGGGCUCUGUUAGAUGUGGCCAAACACCUGAGCAACCUGAAGUUCAGAGUCUGGGAGAAGAUGCUGGAGAUGGUGCAGUACACUGCCGUGACUCUGGACCCUAAUACUGCAGCCCCUUGGCUCUCUCUGUCGGAGGAUCUGACCAGUGUGAGAGACACUGGAGUUCAACAGCAGCUCCCAGACAACCCUGAAAGGUUUGACUCCUGCGUUGAUGUUUUGGGCUCCGAGGGAUUUAACUCAGGAAAACACAGCUGGGAGGUAGAAGUAGGGAACCAACCUGCAUGGGAGUUAGGAGUGAUAUAUGAAUCUACCAACAGGAAGAGGAGACCAGUUGCUGGCACAGUGAAAGGCUUUUGGGUUCUAAACCUGGCAAAUGGUUACGAGUAUGAAGCUUGUGCCAUUUCAGUUCCGAAUAAAACCUUGAAAUUGAAGAGGAAACCCCAGAGGAUCCGAGUACAGUUGGAUUAUGACAGAGGAGAGGUGUCCUUCUUUGACCCCUCUGACAUGUUAUUAAUAUGCACUUUUAAAACCAAGUUUACUGAGCGAAUCUUCCCAUAUUUCUGCUUACACCCUGUUGGUAACCAUGGAGCCUUGCGGAUCUGCCCUGUGAAGGCUUCUGUAACACUGAUGCCAUGAUGGACACAGAAAAGGCAUCCAUGACACAGCAUUUAGAGUAUUCCCUUUAUAUAACUCUAAAUGUAUUAUUAUUAUUAUUAUUAUUAUUAUUAUUAGUAAUGAUAUUAAUAAUAUUAAUAAUAAUGAUAAUCAUAAUAAUAAUCAUAAUAAUAUUUGAUGUCGGACAGGACAAUAAUUAAUAGAAAAAACAGUGAUUGUUUAUUAUUACCUCUAAGUGCUUUAAAACCUUUCUGAAGGUUUUUAUAUACAGCAUCAUCUCUGUGUCUGUCUUUAAACUAAAUCAGGGUAGCUUUUUCACUGUAAAUUAGUUAGUCUGUCAUUCUUGGCCACAAUUGUACUAAAAUAAUAUACUUCAAUUAUAUACUA